Messenger RNA from Hyalella azteca, 2900 nucleotides. RefSeq names its product G2/mitotic-specific cyclin-B3 (gene CycB3). The coding region runs from base 120 to 1763 and encodes 547 amino acids. The transcript is spliced from 12 exons. NCBI's taxonomy places the organism in Eukaryota, Metazoa, Arthropoda, Malacostraca, Amphipoda, Hyalellidae. Gene Ontology annotation, biological process: regulation of cyclin-dependent protein serine/threonine kinase activity; mitotic cell cycle phase transition. Gene Ontology annotation, cellular component: centrosome; cyclin-dependent protein kinase holoenzyme complex; cytoplasm. Gene Ontology annotation, molecular function: cyclin-dependent protein serine/threonine kinase regulator activity. The record is from RefSeq and is a predicted model, not a curated record.
GGUGUCGGUAGGACACCGAAUUUGAACUUCUCGUCUCGGCUCUGUCGGAAUUUAAUUGAUUGGUAUGAUCUAAGUUUCUAUAUUUUCUACGUGAUUUAAUAAUAGAUUGUCUAAAUAAGAUGACUUCCCGUGGCAACAUGCGGUCAACCCGCUCCUCAACCAUCGGCCAAGCCACCAUCAACAAGAACAAAUCUCUUGCCAUCCUGGGCUUCAAUGGCAACAAUGAGAAUCUCCUGCGCCCUCCCCUGCCAAGCAAGACUGGCUUCACCAGAGGUGGUGGACUGAAAGAUGCUGGCAACAAACAAUUCACAUCAGUGGGUGUGAAGCGCAAGGCUGAUACAUCUAUUGAGUCUGCAACUACCAAGAAACGCUCUGUGCUUGGAGAUGUAACAAAUCAGGCUAUUGAGAAGACCAUCAAUCAAGGGCGAAAAGAAGUCCAAAAAUUAGGUCUGCAGAAGAAGUCUCGUGUAGACUCGGCUCUGUGCAGACCAACUGCCAGUACACUGGCCAAACAAGUUACCCAAGUUCCUGCCAAAUCUAAGACUCUUCCUCACACCAUCGGCAAGCUUGCAUCUGUGACAUCCUUACCAAAAGCUCAAAAUGUCGAUGCCGCUGCCAAAAUCCUGAAGAAUGCAGCUGUAGUGAGGUCCGAGAGCUGCUCUUUGGCGAACGUGCAGAAAUCUAAGUUGGAUAGAGGAGGCAAUGCACCCCUGGCUUCUGAAGAAGAGGACGAGCUCAGUGAAGGAGACUCGAUGCCCUGCGCUGCUAUUGAACAAAGACUCACUCUUGACUCGUCCAACUACGUCACUGCUUCUGAAGCCAGCCCCAUUCGUUCAGCACGCUGUGCUGAAAGCGCCCUCACCUCAGUUGCUGAAGAAGACUUGUCAGAGGACUUCAGGAAAAUUCCUGCUGGAGUUGUGGACUACGACAAGGAGUGUGAAAUGGAUCCAUUUGCGGUGGCUCUUUAUGCUCACGAUAUUUUCCAGUACUACAAACAGAGAGAGGCAAAGUUCCAGAUCGAUAAGUAUCUCAGCAGGCAAUCUCAGGUGACAGAAUCCAUGCGCUCAAUUCUGGUCGACUGGAUGGUUGAAGUGCAGGAAUCAUUUGAACUAAACCACGAGACUUUGUAUCUGGCUGUGAAGCUCGUCGACCUGCACCUCAGCAAGACAGUCAUCUCGAGAGACCAGCUGCAGCUGGUGGGCUCCACGGCCCUAUUCGUUGCCUGCAAAUUUGACGAACGGGUGUCUCCGUACGUAGACGACUUCCUGUACAUCUGCGAUGACGCCUACAAGCGCAAAGAGCUGCUUGCCUACGAGAUAAAGUUGCUCAAGAGCGUAGGCUACGAUCUCGGCAUCCCACUCUCGUAUCGCUACCUCAGGAGAUAUGCCAGAUGCGCUAAGGUAAGCAUGGAGCAGCUGACGCUGUCACGCUACAUCCUGGAGCUGUCACUGAUGGAGUACCAGCUGAUAGACGCGUCUGACAGCGCCCUAGCAGCCGCAGCGCUGCUACUCGCGAGAUACAUCACUCAGCGCCGCGAGAUGCCAGAACAAGACAAGAAUGAACUUCCAGACAUCAUUUGGAACAAAACUUUGGAGCAUUACUCCGGAUUCAGAAUGUCGGAGGUGUAUCACCUGGCGCAAGUGCUCCACACGAUGCUCACUCAGCCUCCCAAGGAGCAUCUGAAAACAGUCCGCAACAAAUACAACCACGAGGUUUUCUACGAAGUGGCCAAAAUUCCGGUUCCCGAAACAUUGGACUUAUAAUAGAAUAAUUUUUACCCAUGGACUCAUCCGCCUCGACAGCUGUGGAAGACUGAAGCUCUUCUUGUACAAAUUGUCCAUGGAAGCUGAUAUUGCAGAUCACAACUCAACAAGUCUGGUCGUCGUGUUCGGUGUUGUUUCGCCAGCUUUUGAUUUGGAUUAUUAUUUUUUUUUUUGCGAGUAUCUUGAUCUGAGCCUCAAUAGUUGACGCUUUGGACCUCACAGUUACCGCAUUUAAUCAGAGAAUCGAUUUCCUAAAUUCUUACCGUAUUUGAAAAGCCUUUCUUUGUACAGUGAAUUAAAUUCUCGGGUAUACCGUGCCGUUGAAUUUUAUAGAUUGUUUCUUCUGAUACUCCAGGAAAUGAACUAACCUUGUGCUCAUUCCUUGUAUACAUGCACUUCGUUGCUACAAAAUUAUCUUCGUAAAGUAACUUUACUAAUUAGAAGUGAAUUGUUUUAUAGUUUACAUACAAUCGCUGACUGGUGUUCGCACCUGCUUGUUAGAAGAUUUAAUUCGGACUGAAAGUUUCGUGACCAAACUGCUAAGGCUCCUUAUUUGACCAGACAAAAGAGUAAAGUUACUUCAAUAAGUUGUAACAUUUACAAUUUAAAUGAUAAGAACGAAGUCUUCCUCGCUUUAAGGCUUGGAUACUUUUUUUAACUCGAAGGAGAGGGGCUUGUAAUUGCGUAAAUACUUGGUAAGUAUAUUUAUUUACAUUAAGUGUUCUCACCAUGGUUUGUAAAUACUGUACAGUUGCUGCACAAUUCCCGAAAUUCUCAGCUCGGAAAUCGAUUUAAAGCAUGACUAAUUUUUAGAAUUCCCUCGUUUUUUUUCCGGUUUGAUCACGGAGUACGUUCAGCAAAAACGUUCAGGAUUUGUUGAGGCUAUUCGUUGAAUGGCUGCCGCGCAGCCUCGGGCCUUUGAACUUUUUAAUCGCAGGAUACACGCAUGAUAGAAUUACUGUAGAUGGUUGAUUUUACCGUUCGACUUAACGUAUGGGGGAACUAUAGUCUUCUUCAGUUCUUCCGAUUUGUGUCAUUGAUAACGUAGAAUUUAAUUUUAUAUAGAUAUAAAUUGUAAGUAAGGUAUAUCUUGGAAGCCCAUUGUAACUUACUGAAAUUAUAUCAUUAACUCUAAGA